Molecule: messenger RNA, 1278 nt
Organism: Cyclopterus lumpus (lumpfish)
Lineage: Eukaryota; Metazoa; Chordata; Actinopteri; Perciformes; Cyclopteridae
Product: tripartite motif-containing protein 16-like
Exons: 2
Coding region: 1-1239 (412 amino acids)
Molecular function (GO): zinc ion binding; protein binding
Source: RefSeq, a predicted model, not a curated record
AUGUUGCGGGAGAACAUCUGCUCUCUUCACGAUGAGGUGAUGAAGAUUUUCUGCCGUACUGAUCAGCAGUGUAUCUGUUAUCUCUGCUUAAUGGAUGAACACAAAGGCCACGACACAGUCUCAGCUGCAGCAGAAAGGACCGAGAGGCAGAGAGAGCUGGAGGGGAGUCGACUAAACAUCCAGCAGAGAAUCCAGGACAGAGAGAAAGAUGUGAAGCUGCUCCAUCAGGAGGUGGAGGCCAUCAAUCUCUCUGCUGAUAAAACAGUGGAGAUCAGUGAGAAGAUCUUCACUGAGCUGAUCCGUCUCUUUGAGAAAAGAAGCUCUGAUGUGACGCAGCAGGUCAGAUCCCAGCAGAGAACUGAAGUGAGUCGAGUCAAAGAGCUUCAGGAGAAGCUGGAGCAGGAGAUCACUGAGCUGAAGAGGAACGACGCUGAGCUGCAGAAGCUCUCACACACAGAGGAUCUCAACCAGUUUCUCCACAACUACCCCUCACUGUCACCACUCAGUGAGUCUACAGACUCAUCCAGCAUCAACAUCCGUCCUCUGAGCUACUUUGAGGACGUUACAGCGGCUGUUUCAGAAAUCAGAGAUAAACUACUGGACGUCCUGAGAGAGAAAUGGACAAACGUCUCACUGACGGUGACUGAAGUGGAUGUUUUACCGUCACUAUCAGAGCCCAAGACCAGAGCUGGAUUCUUAAAGUAUUCACGGAAACUCACACUGGAUCCAAACACAGCACACAGACAGCUGUUAUUAUCUAAUCGGAACAGAAGAGCUACAUUAAUGAGUGAACAACAGUCUUAUUCUAGUCAUCCAGAAAGAUUCACUGAAUGCUUACAGGUCCUGAGUAGAGAGAGUCUGACUGGACGUUGUUACUGGGAGGUGGAGUGGUAUGGAAAGGAAGGUUAUAUAGCAGUUGCAUACAAGGAUAUCAGCAGAAAAGGGGACAGUCGCGAAUGUGAGUUCGGAGGAAAUGACAAAUCGUGGGUGUUGUUUUGUCGCCGAGAUUAUAGUUUGGAGUUUUUGAACUACAAAUCCCACAUUUACUUGUCUCCUCCUCAGUCCUCCAGAAUAGGAGUGUACCUGGAUCACAGAUCAGGUAUUCUGUCCUUCUACAGCGUCUCUGAAACCAUGACUCUCCUCCACAGAGUCCAGACCACAUUCACUCAGCCUCUCUAUGCUGGACUUCAGCUUCUUUAUUCCUUGGGAUACUCUGCUGAGUUGUGUAAACUAAAAUAGACAGAAGUCAUUUGAGGGUUAAACUCUUGAACUCAUUUA